CACACAAAAAAUUCAUUCCUGCUCACUUGUUUUUGUGUAUUUUCGCUUACGUGAAUUCUAAUUUUCGAUUGUUGGUGAUUAUGCUUGCAUUGCAAAGUAAAAUUUGAGUGUGUUUAACAAAAAUGACGGAAAAUCUUAGCUCCGCACAAAGCGAGUUUGGUAAUAAUACGCGCCCACAAGAGGACUACUCUAUGACAAUGGACCACGAUGCGGAUCCAAAUACGCAAGAGAGUCGAGAAGACAGCACACACACACCAAAUUCGUCAGCUCAUAACACAGAUGAAGAUGAUGACAGCGGUGAUGGCCGUAGUAGUUCGGCACACGCUUCUUCAACUUUAAGCUACAAAGAGAGACGUCGAGAAGCGCACACUCAAGCAGAGCAAAAAAGGCGUGAUGCCAUUAAGAAGGGAUAUGAUAGCCUUCAGGAGUUAGUGCCCACAUGUCAACAAAAUGACUCAGCGUCUGGAUACAAAUUAAGCAAAGCGCUUAUAUUGCAAAAGUCCAUCGAUUACAUUGGUUAUCUCAAUUUGCAAAAGAAAAAGCAAGAGGAAGAAAGUGGUGCACUGCAAAAGGAAGUGGCCGCUCUGCGUAUAAUACAACAAAGUUAUGAGCAUAUGUUGCAGCAUCAGCAAGCUAAUCCUGGGCCUGAGGAAGCACGUCUAACUGAUGAAGCGAAAUUUCAAGUGUUUCAGGCAAUUAUGGACGAAAUGUUCGAUACAUUCCAGCAUAUACCUAUGGAUAACUUUAAGCAGCUGACAACAGGUGUCAUACCGUGGUUAGAGGAAUACUGCAAGCCACAUAUUUUGCGCAGCAUACUGAGCCACACCUUGCAACAAAUGUCACAGUCGCAAGUACAUGAGAAGCAGAAGCAACAGCAAGACAGUGAAGGAUUCAGUUGAUUUAGUAGCAGAUGCCGCCAGAAGAGCAAUAAAUAGCAAAACUUAAUGCGGCAAAUAAUUAUCCUCACUUAAUUUGUUUAAAUUAGUGAUAUUUUACUCCGGGAAUCAUGUUAAUAAUUGUUUUAUUUUAAAGAGCAUUUGCCAGUCUUUAAGCCAAAUAGUAAAAUUUCCUCUUAAUUAGUUUAGUAAAAUUUUACGUUAUACAAACUCGGUCUAUCACCCUGUAUAAUGAAAACGCAAGAUCCAUAUAUUUAUGUGUAUCUCUUUUUAAAUACCUUACAUAUCGGUUGCAAAAUUAUAGCACUACCACAUAUUCGGGCAGGCUCUGUAAUUCACUUUCGAAUGAGUUUCAUUAAAAUUAUAAAACCAACCCAUUGAUAAGUUUUAACUGUUAUUUGUUUAUCUAUUAAUUUUUCGUGAAAAUAAAGUUCAUUUUAUAACAAAGGCCAUAUUAAGCACAGGAUUUUGAAAAUUCGUCAAUUUGUCAUCAAACUUUCAAUAUUUUCAACCAUACUAAAAGAAAAUGUCGCCAGUCAAUUUUAGUGAAAUAAAUUAUCCAAAAUGCUCAUUGAUUUUUUUUUACAUAUGAUGUUGCACAUUUUCUCCAUAAAACGAAUACAGAACAUUUUCUCAUACGGAGAAAAUGCGUAAGACCGCAUUUAUUAAAAAAUAAAUAUUAAAAAUUUGUCAAUAUGUGUUAGUGCUUUAAUUGUACAACGGAGUAUAUAUGUAACACACAAUAUUUCUAUACAUGUACGUUUGUUUACAUCGGUAUUUAUUCAAUACUUUGUCUUACAGCUUCUAGGCAAAUCUGACAUUUUUGACUUAACAUAUUCUGCUCAAAUGAUGCCUUAAACUGAAAUUUUGUCUGAUCCAUUAUUUUUCAACUUAGUCUUAAUUACAGUCGAAUUUUUAUAAUAAAUAUGUAAAACUAAA
This is a messenger RNA of Anastrepha ludens (Mexican fruit fly), 1835 nucleotides long. It is a transcript of the gene bigmax, whose product is annotated as max-like protein X. The record is from RefSeq and is a predicted model, not a curated record. Gene Ontology annotation, biological process: regulation of transcription by RNA polymerase II. The coding region runs from base 123 to 899 and encodes 258 amino acids. The transcript is spliced from 4 exons. NCBI's taxonomy places the organism in Eukaryota, Metazoa, Arthropoda, Insecta, Diptera, Tephritidae. Gene Ontology annotation, molecular function: RNA polymerase II cis-regulatory region sequence-specific DNA binding; protein dimerization activity; DNA-binding transcription factor activity, RNA polymerase II-specific. Gene Ontology annotation, cellular component: nucleus.